CGCUGUAACCAACUUUCUCCGACACAAUGCCUCGAAAGAAGGAAAAGAAAAGCGUCGAGAAACAAAAUGAAAUCAAGAAAACACAGAAAAAAGAAAGUUCAGCAUCUCCUGUGGAUAACACCGGCUGGGAAGGCAAAGAGAAUGAAUUAUAUUUGAUUCAAAUACGAUAUUUGAACGAGCAAUUGGAGAGAUAUCAGCUGAAAUGUGACCAACUAGAAAUGCAGAAGAAGGACCUACACUCUCAGUACAGUGUGCUGGAGAAAGAGAAGAAGGAUAUUGUUGAGUAUCUAAAACGCUCCCUACUGGAAAAGGAGGACGAGAUGGACGAGCUGACGGAACGCAUAGGGAGUCAGCAGCAGGAUGCCGAUAAGGACAGAGAUGCCCGGCAGCUGCAGCACAAUCAGCUGAGACAAGAGCUUCAAGGCCGGAUUGAAGAAGUCACCUCAGAAAACACAACACUUGCUGUGAGACUGGCAAGUCUGGAGGAGUUUCAGAAGCAGAGGGAGCAGCUGAUGUCCAACAUGGAGUCUCUGGAGAAGCAGCUGGCUAGUCAGAAGGAGGAAUACAAAGCUGCCAUCCACAGCCUGGAGAUGAAAGCCCUGCUGGAGAAUAAAAGGUUAGAGAAGGAGAUGGAGAACCAUGUGGCUGCCAUGGAGGCAGAGGUGCAUCACCUGGUCGACCAGAAGGUCCCGGAGACGACCAGGUUGGCCCUUCAGGAGAACACGGAGGUUAAGACUCGGAUCAGUCAGCUGUCGGAGGAGACUCACGUCCUGAUGGAGGAGAACUCGGUCCUGCGGGACCGAAAGAGUCGGCUCAGUGUGGAUGUGGACAUUCUGGAGCAAAUGCUCAGCGAGACGUCCCGCAAGAGCUGCGUCCGCAAGAAGGUGGUGGAGCAGCUUACAGGAAAGUGUGAGCAGCUGCUGGCGGAGCUGAAAGACUGUAAGCGAGAACUCGAGCAGCUUCAGACCAAACACACAGGAGUCCUGGCUGAGAUGGAGGCACUCAGGUCAAUUGUUGUGUCUUCAGACAGGACCUGGGCCUCACUGUCCAAGCAGUGCAGUAAAAGCAGAGCAGAGGUGAGUCGGCUGGAGGCGGAGUUACUGGAGGAGAGGAGGAGGAGGAGCAGGAUGAAGAGAAUCAUGCAGGAAGCAGCCGUCGCUCUCAGACAGGCCCUGAUGGAUGCACCGACAGACCAGGACUCUGUCGUCCAGUGGAGGCAGCUGAUGGAGAAGCUGAUGGUGGUCUUGGACCGGCCAACACUCACCAAUGCCACCACUGAGACAGAGCAGCACACUUCUGACCCUGCUGCCGCCAGAGAAGCGAGCCUGAAUCCAGCUUCGAGUUUCCAGUUCGAGCUGGCCCGCUACAGGCCGGGCGAUCUCGGCCUCGUACCCCGGCCCACACCGAAACACAAACACAUACUCUCCAGGCCGGGAGCAGCUGGGUCCGGCAGCUCCCAUGUGCCUCUGCACAGGAAGCCCUCCAGUCAGAAAACAGACAGCGCCAGUAACCGGACUGGUUCAGCGGUCAGACUUUCGACCUGCAGAAACUCAUUCACUAAACCCAAAAACAUGUAACAAAAAUAAUUUCCUGUUUAUGUUUUGGAGAUAUGAAGGGUUUUCUCAAACAUGGAGGAUCCAGUCUGUUGAUAGUUUUACCUUCUGUCCUCACUCAGCAGACAGAAUAAGGACGCAACAGUGAAACUCCUGAGAGUAUUGAAUUGAUCAACGGUUUAUUUAAUUCAACUUUUCAUUAGUUUUUAGAGCACUUCUCUAAAUGUUGGACAUGAACCAUUUU
Molecule: messenger RNA, 1797 nt
Organism: Cottoperca gobio
Lineage: Eukaryota; Metazoa; Chordata; Actinopteri; Perciformes; Bovichtidae
Product: cilia- and flagella-associated protein 157-like
Exons: 9
Coding region: 27-1577 (516 amino acids)
Cellular component (GO): cilium; ciliary basal body
Molecular function (GO): microtubule binding
Source: RefSeq, a predicted model, not a curated record